Jaculus jaculus (lesser Egyptian jerboa) is the source of this 854-nucleotide messenger RNA. RefSeq names its product myomixer, myoblast fusion factor (gene Mymx). NCBI's taxonomy places the organism in Eukaryota, Metazoa, Chordata, Mammalia, Rodentia, Dipodidae. Gene Ontology annotation, cellular component: Golgi membrane; plasma membrane; endoplasmic reticulum membrane. Bases 203 to 457 code for a protein of 84 amino acids. Gene Ontology annotation, biological process: skeletal muscle organ development; myoblast fusion. The record is from RefSeq and is a predicted model, not a curated record. The transcript has 2 exons.
CUGGGCUCAGUAUGCCAGGUGCCAGGACACAGCUGUCUCCUCACGGGCCCCCUCCCACCCCGUCGCUGAGCAGGGUGGGGUGGGGCUCCUCUGGGCUAGCCACCGGGGUCCAGACCGUGGGCGCUGUAGGCAAAUGCAGCUGGAGAUCGUUCCUGAGCAGCAGACCGGUGAGAGCGGCCACUAACCUGUGCCAGAUCCCGUCAUGCCAGUCCCUCUGCUGCCGCUGCUGUUCCGGACGCUGCUGUCCCGCCUGCUGCUACCGAUCGUCCGCCUGGCCCGCCAGCGCCUCCUGCCCCUGCUGCAUCGACUGGCUCGCCGCCUGAGCUCCCAGGACGUGAGAGAAGCUUUGCUGGGCUGCCUGCUGUUCGUUCUCAGCCAGAGAAACCCUCCAGAUGCUGGGGAAGCCUCCAGAGUGGACCGUCCGCAAAGGAGAGAGAGAUUAGGUCACCCAAAGUGAGAGCACGAGAAGCGUCCUGGCAGGGGCACUGGCCAGCAAGAUGGUUUCUUUUGCAGGAGGACAGUCCAGGCAGAAGCAAUGACUGCAGAAGGUGGAGAGGGGGCUGAGGGAGACAGGGGGCCUGAGCUGAAAACGCCUCCUCCCUCCGCCAAAUCUAGCAGAUCCACCAUUGUUUUCCACCCCACCCCCUCGGCAAAUCACCUCUGGCCUCCAGGAUGGGGACCUGACCUCAAGGCAAAUGGGGACAGCAAGGUCAGUUAAGGGAUAAUGCUCAUGGGACAAAAGAUCACUUAGCUGAGAGGUUAUAUUUGAAUCCAAAUUGGCAGUUCUUCCAGACUCGGGGCCUGCCUUAAAAUUAGGGGAACCCCGUUUCCUUUUGUGGCAAGAAUGUGCCCAA